Molecule: messenger RNA, 3387 nt
Organism: Molossus molossus (Pallas's mastiff bat)
Lineage: Eukaryota; Metazoa; Chordata; Mammalia; Chiroptera; Molossidae
Gene: DNAJC6
Product: DnaJ heat shock protein family (Hsp40) member C6
Exons: 19
Coding region: 152-2893 (913 amino acids)
Biological process (GO): synaptic vesicle uncoating; clathrin-dependent endocytosis
Cellular component (GO): vesicle; intracellular membrane-bounded organelle; cytoplasm
Molecular function (GO): clathrin binding
Source: RefSeq, a predicted model, not a curated record
CUUGCUUGCAAUUAUCAGAGCCCCGGUGCUCCUCUGUUGAGGGACUUCGCCCCUGAGACCGCCGACUGUCUGUGAAUGACAAAUCAAAAGUCAGGGUUGCAGAAUCAUCUGGACUUUCCUGCCCAUUUGCAGCAGAGGGAGGAAGGAGAGAAUGAAAGAUUCUGAAAAUAAAGGUGCCUCGUCUCCAGACAUGGAGCCCAGCUAUGGGGGAGGUCUCUUUGACAUGGUGAAAGGAGGUGCAGGGAGGCUCUUCAGUAACCUGAAGGACAACUUGAAAGAUACCCUCAAAGACACAUCUUCCAGAGUUAUACAAUCUGUUACCAGCUACACGAAGGGAGAUUUAGACUUCACUUAUGUUACCUCCAGAAUUAUUGUGAUGUCCUUUCCUCUGGACAACGUUGACAUAGGAUUCAGGAAUCAGGUGGAUGACAUUCGAAGCUUUUUGGAUUCCAGACAUCUUGACCACUACACAGUGUACAAUCUGUCACCCAAGUCUUAUCGAACUGCCAAAUUUCACAGCAGGGUUUCAGAAUGCAGUUGGCCCGUGAGGCAGGCCCCCAGUCUGCACAACCUCUUUGCUGUGUGUCGGAAUAUGUAUAACUGGCUACUACAGAACCCCAAGAACGUCUGUGUUGUCCACUGCUUGGAUGGACGGGCAGCAUCGUCAAUUCUGGUUGGUGCUAUGUUCAUUUUCUGUAAUCUCUACUCUACUCCUGGCCCAGCUGUUCGAUUGUUGUAUGCAAAACGACCAGAAAUCGGACUUUCACCAUCCCACAGGAGGUACCUGGGCUAUAUGUGUGACCUCCUAGCAGAAAAACCCUACCGUCCUCACUUCAAGCCUCUCACGAUCAAGUCGAUCACUGUCAGUCCAGUCCCUUUUUUUAACAAACAGAGAAAUGGAUGUCGCCCUUACUGUGAUGUACUGAUUGGAGAAACCAAAAUAUAUACAACCUGCACAGACUUUGAACGAAUGAAAGAAUACCGUGUCCAAGAUGGGAAAAUCUUCAUUCCCUUGAGCAUCACUGUGCAAGGAGAUGUGGUCGUUUCCAUGUAUCACUUGAGGUCAACCAUCGGGAGCCGGCUACAGGCCAAGGUGACCAACACUCAAAUAUUCCAGCUUCAGUUUCAUACUGGAUUCAUACCACUGGAAACAACAGUUUUAAAGUUCACCAAGCCUGAGUUGGAUGCAUGCGAUGUACCAGAAAAAUAUCCUCAGCUAUUUCAGGUGACUCUGGAUGUAGAAUUACAGCCCCACGAUAAAGUGAUAGACUUAACCCCACCGUGGGAACAUUACUGCACAAAAGAUGUCAAUCCCAGCAUCCUCUUCUCCUCUCACCAGGAGCAUCAAGAUACUCUGGCCUUAGGAGGACAGGCUCCAAUAGACGUCCCUCCAGACAACCCCAGGCACUUUGGGCAAGGUGGCUUCUUUUCCUCUCUCUGUUGGCAAGAUCAGAAAUCGGAGAAGUCAUUCUGUGAGGAGGACCACGCGGCCCUGGUGAAUCAGGAAAGUGAGCAGUCAGACGAUGAACUUCUGACCCUUUCCAGUCCACAUGGCAAUGCCAACGGUGACAAACAACAGGGAACCAAAAAGCCCAGCAAAAAGCAGCAGGAGCCAGCUGUCCCUCCACCCCCCGAGGAUGUGGACCUUCUGGGCUUAGAAGGGUCUACAGUGAGUAAGAACUUCUCCCCGCCAGUGGCUCCUCCCACCAAUUCUGAGCUGCUCAGUGACCUGUUUGGGUGUGCAGGUGCAGCUGGGCCUGCCCAGCCUGGACCGUCCGGGGUGGAAGAUGUGUUUCACCCAAGUGGACCUGCCUCUGCCCAGUCGACACCACGCCGGUCUGCCACCUCCACCUCUGCGUCUCCAACCCUAAGAGCGGGAGAAGGUGCCACCUUUGACCCAUUUGGAGCACCUUCUAAGCCAUCAGGUCAAGAUUUGCUGGCUUCCUUCCUGAACACAUCCAGUACUUCCACUGACCCCUUUCUUCAGCCCACGAGAAGUCCUUCACCUACAGUGCAUGCAUCGAGUACACCUGCUGUGAACAUUCAGCCAGAUGUUUCAGGAAGUUGGGACUGGCAUACUAAAUCAGGAGGUUUUGGAAUGGGGAGCAAGUCAGCUGCCACCAGCCCGACGGGAUCCUCGCAUGGCACUCCCACCCACCAAAACAAACCCCAGACUCUGGAUCCUUUUGCUGACCUUGGCACACUAGGUAGUUCUUCAUUUGCCAGCAAACCCACCACACCAACUGGACUGGGCGGGGGAUUUCCACCUCUCAGCUCACCCCAGAAAGCGUCUCCCCAGCCUGUGGGUGGAGCGUGGCAGCAGGGAGGCAGCUACAGCUGGCAGCAGACACAGUCCAAGCCACAGCCCAGCAUGCCGCACUCCUCUCCCCAGAACCGGCCCAACUACAACGUGAGCUUCUCAGCCAUGCCCGGAGUCCAGAGUGAACGUGGGAAAGGAUCGGCUAAUUUGGAAGGGAAACAAAAAGCAGCUGACUUUGAAGACCUACUUUCUGGUCAAGGUUUCAAUGCACACAAAGACAAAAAGGGGCCUCGAACAAUAGCUGAGAUGAGAAAGGAAGAAAUGGCUAAGGAAAUGGAUCCUGAGAAAUUAAAGAUUCUGGAAUGGAUUGAAGGCAAAGAGAGAAAUAUCAGAGCACUUCUCUCCACGAUGCACACUGUGCUGUGGGCUGGGGAGACCAAGUGGAAACCAGUUGGCAUGGCAGACCUGGUAACUCCAGAGCAGGUGAAGAAGGUGUAUAGGAGGGCUGUGCUGGUGGUGCAUCCAGACAAGGCUACUGGGCAACCUUAUGAACAAUAUGCAAAGAUGAUUUUCAUGGAGCUCAAUGAUGCCUGGUCUGAAUUUGAAAAUCAAGGCCAAAAGCCCUUGUAUUAAUUUAUGAGCUUUUCCAUCUCUGCUGCAGACCUGUGGUAAUGCUUAGUGUGUGUCACAAUUCUGAGGUUUUCAAAUAUGAACCAAAAUCUCCAGUAACACGUAUCCAGUACUAAACUGUUAAAUUACUCAUGAAUUACUUCCUCAUUGAUAAAGAAUAUGGAUGUUUGUUUUCUCAAAUCCCCACCAUAAAAGGUCCAGAGCAGGAGAGGACCUUUUAGUCAGAUGACCUUGCAGAGUUACAACAUUCCAGCCUGCCUUUUGAGGGGCCUACUCAGCAUAUUUGGGGAAAUGGAAAUCAGAGGCCACCAAAAGCGUAACACCCAUCUCAUUGUCUGGGAAUAGGAUUAAUGAGCAAAAGUCAUGAUAAUGGGAUUGCGUGAUGGGUUUUAACUAAUGGUUUUUAGAUUUUCUUGGAAAGAUAUAAUUUGAGCAACUGCUUUAGUCUCCAGGAAUACAACCACCAAGUUUUUUGUUUUUGUUUUUUAUUGGUAUGU